Molecule: messenger RNA, 378 nt
Organism: Emiliania huxleyi CCMP1516
Lineage: Eukaryota; Haptophyta; Isochrysidales; Noelaerhabdaceae
Exons: 3
Coding region: 1-378 (125 amino acids)
Source: RefSeq, a predicted model, not a curated record
AUGGUCGCCGCAUCGUUCGUCACAAAGAGCUUCUCCAGGCGCAUUUUGUAUACCGAGGCGGUGCCCAGUGCCGAGCGCAGGCAGAGCCCACAGGCCGCCGUGAUUGUGGACCGCCAGUCGAAGACGCUGCUGACCGACGAGACCUUGCAGCGGCUGCGGGCGCUGCGGCAGCGGCAGUGGCAGAAGGCGGCGGCAGACUUCAACAAGCGCCAGGACGCAGCAAGUGCGCGAGCCGACGCAUCAAUCGCAGCAUGGCUCGCGGCUCACAAGGAGCGCGUCGCGCUCGGCAUGACGACCGACGGUGGGACCACCACCGACCACUGCGACACCGAAGGUAUGACCGAGGAGGUUGCGGCCGAGAACGCACCACCGCCGUGA